Molecule: messenger RNA, 793 nt
Organism: Elephantulus edwardii (Cape elephant shrew)
Lineage: Eukaryota; Metazoa; Chordata; Mammalia; Macroscelidea; Macroscelididae
Product: clarin-1-like
Exons: 3
Coding region: 43-741 (232 amino acids)
Biological process (GO): sensory perception of sound; equilibrioception
Source: RefSeq, a predicted model, not a curated record
UCUUGUUUUUGAAGCUCACCCUCACAGACGCCCUUUCCAAUCAUGCCAAGCCAACAGAAGAAAGUAAUUUUUUGCAGCGCCGGCGCGUUAAGCUUUGCGUGUGCCCUCAGCGUUGUGACAGCCUUGGGGACACCGCUGUGGAUUAAAGCCACUUUCCUUUGCAAAACAGGUGCUCUGCUGGUCAAUGCCUCAGGGCAGGAGCUGGACAAGUUCAUGGGCGAGAUGCAGUACGGGCUUUUCUACGGAGAGGGCGUACGCCAGUGCGGCUUAGGGGACAGGCCUUUCCGCUUCUCAUUUUUUCCAGAUUUGCUCAAAGCGAUCCCAGUGAGCAUCCAUGUCAAUGUCAUUCUCUUUGCUACAAUUCUUGUUCUUUUAACCAUGGUGGGGACAGCCUUCUUCAUGUAUAAUGCAUUUGGAAAGCCCUUUGAGACAUUGCAUGGUCCACUCGGGCUGUAUCUAUUGAGCUUCAUUUCAGGUUCCUGUGGCUGUCUUGUCAUGGUAUUGUUUGCCUCCGAAGUGAAAAUCCAUCAUCUGUCAGAAAGAAUUGCAAAUUAUAAAGAAGGAACAUAUGUUUACAAAACUCAGAGUGAAAACUACACCACCUCGUUCUGGGUUGUUUUCAUUUGCUUUUUUGUUCACUUUCUGAAUGGACUCCUGAUACGACUUGCUGGAUUUCAGUUUCCUUUUGCAAACUUUAAAGACACAGAGACAACUAAUGUAGCUGCAGACCUAAUGUACUGAGAAACAAAUGCUCUCCUAAUUCCCAAAUAGGGGCGUGGACUUGUUUUUGCCA